AUGUCAACCUCGCUUCUUUGUGAAGCGAUCGCUGACGAGAAACUCGUUUGCGGGAGUAUUCGAUGGUUGCAAGAAGUGAUGGUUCAAGAUUUCCACGAAAACGAGAGCAACUCAUUCACAAAUUUCAACGGAUUAGCUGACAUUGAUUCCUCUGAUCGUGCCUGGUUUUUGCGGGGAAUGUUGUUACAAAUCUCACAGGAUUGUGCUGCAUACACUUGUGUGAAAAACGACGAAGCUUGGAGCCGACUUUACGAGUAUUUCUACGACUUUGAGGAGAACGAUUUGACUGAUUUGAGAGCCGUUGCAGCGCUGGCUUAUAUGGCGACAAAUGCGACGAAUCACGUGCUAAGGCAGAAAUUGAAUGCAUCGAUUAAAGAAAACGUUUUCCCCUAUUGGGAAGCCGGGCGCAGAUCGCGUAACGUGCUCGAUCGGCUGCAGAACGGGCAACAGAAUUUCUUCAACUUGAAAGGGAUCAAGAGUGGUGACGUGCUGGUGAACGCAUUGGGAGUGCUUGCGUUUGUCGGUCGAAGUGUCGAUGUGCCAAAGUUGAUGGAUUUCGACUCACUCGCCGAUUGGAUUUACGAGCAAAAGAAAGAGGAUGGGACUUAUGAAAAUGCUUUGGACACUUAUUUCGCAGCUCGUGCCCUUUACGAGUACCGUAGUCGGAAAGUCGACAUCGGGCCGCCGAAUGAGAAUCUCAUUGUUGAGAUCUCGGCUCCGCAUUUUGCCAAGAAAAUUGUUAAUGUUACUGAUACGUCAAUGCUGAUUUAUCUGCCGACAAACGUUCGAAAUAUCACAAUCAAAACAAAAGGCUUUGGUAAAGUAAAGGCCGGGAUUCGUGUAUUAGCUGCAAGGCGACAACGAAAUCGAAGAGAGCUUUCGGAGCCGGAUCUUCCAAUCAAAAUGACUGUUAAUCAGCAAAAAGAUCAACAACGAGAUAUCAUUAUGCAGACUGUUUGUUUAACUUCUUUGUCUCCAUUAAUCGACACUUUCGAGAUCGUUCACGGGCUUUUCACCGGUUUCACAACUUACUUUGACAAGGUGGAAAUCGUUGGGCAAUCCGAUCUCAAAAUGAUCAAUCUGCCGAUGGUUUCCUCGUAUGCGAUUCAUAUGACCGUUCAGCUGAACAAAACGAACACACAAGGAUGUUAUAAAGUAGCCGUUUUCCCGCCAAAUCAUCCCCAUGAGCCGACCUCUUUAGCGCCGGUGGAGAUCAGUUGUCGACAUCCAGUAAAUGAUAUCGUUGGUCAAGUGUUGAUCUCACAUCCAGAUGCGGUGGCUCGGGGGAAAACAAAACGAAACGCCGCCGUGCACGCCGUUUUGAGGCUGAGAAAGCAUUCAUCCAAACGGCGAGCUCGUGCCGCAAUCGAUGAAACGAUCGAGUCUGUGUGUUUCAAUGGUGGUCAGUGUACUUGCGGUGAAAGUACUUGUGCGGUUCGGUGCAAUUCCUGUCAACGAUCCACCCCGCAAAGCGUUCGGAAAGAGAUCUGUCGAGAUGGGGCUUUUGGUAUCUUCGGUAAACUCAUCGAAAAGCGUGAAUCCACUAUUUCUGUCGGUUCUUCAACUGCCAUUUACAAUAUCUAUAAGAUGCAUGUUUUGCAAACGUUGAUGAGAGAUGAGAUAAUCGAAAUGAGAAAUAAUCAAAUCGAGAUCUGGUUGAGGAAAUGCAAUCAACGAUGCAAUAAAGAUAUUUCGAUAAACAAAGAAGAAUCGUAUUUUGUGAUCGGUGACAGAAAUGAUUUAAUUGUGGAUACGGAUGCUAGAACAAACUACGUGCUCCGAUUGACGGAUCGUUUCGAAAAAUCGGUUUCCGAGUGUGGUCUCUAUCAAAAUAUUUUCUGGAGUGGACCAUUCAAUUACACGAGUUGUGACGAUUCGAAAAGACGC
Molecule: messenger RNA, 1887 nt
Organism: Mesorhabditis belari
Lineage: Eukaryota; Metazoa; Nematoda; Chromadorea; Rhabditida; Rhabditidae
Source: the annotation of a GenBank genome assembly